This is a messenger RNA of Osmia bicornis bicornis, 525 nucleotides long. RefSeq lists its product as uncharacterized. The transcript is spliced from 2 exons. The record is from RefSeq and is a predicted model, not a curated record. Bases 54 to 404 code for a protein of 116 amino acids. NCBI's taxonomy places the organism in Eukaryota, Metazoa, Arthropoda, Insecta, Hymenoptera, Megachilidae.
CUCAUUACGAUGCACUUGCUCGACUGCGUGCUCUGCCUUGGUGCGUGUACGAAAUGCACGGAAUACAAUGCUCGUGCGGCACGAACACGCACUCGCGACAGGUACACGCACGGAAAACGCAAACGGAAGGAGUAACAGAGUUGGAGAAAAAGCAGACGAAGAUAAACAGAAAUAGUUUCGGAUCAGUUUUCGAAUCGGAAGAUUACGUUUAUGCAAAUCGAAACGGACAGCUGCUGGUUAUAAAAUCGAAGACGACUUGGCUUUUUCGAACAUGCGAUCGAUGCGAACGACCGCGAUCCAGCGUACGUCACGAUCCUCCGUAUUAUCACGUUCGAUUCUACGUAAAUUUCUCGCACGUCAAUCGACAGUUUCUGCGGUCAGCGGAUGUCCAAGGUUCCCGAUGAAACGCAACGUGUCCCUGACGUGCAGUAACCGUGGACGAUCGCGGGCCACGUUCGAGGCGAUCGCGGACACGAUAUCGCUAAUGAAAUUUUCUCUCUUUUUUUUUUUUUUCUUAAGCUGUUU